Messenger RNA from Trichogramma pretiosum, 4183 nucleotides. It is a transcript of the gene Gbeta5, whose product is annotated as guanine nucleotide-binding protein subunit beta-5. Bases 1080 to 2132 code for a protein of 350 amino acids. The transcript is spliced from 5 exons. Gene Ontology annotation, biological process: G protein-coupled receptor signaling pathway; G protein-coupled dopamine receptor signaling pathway. The record is from RefSeq and is a predicted model, not a curated record. Lineage: Eukaryota; Metazoa; Arthropoda; Insecta; Hymenoptera; Trichogrammatidae. Gene Ontology annotation, cellular component: cytoplasm; heterotrimeric G-protein complex. Gene Ontology annotation, molecular function: signaling receptor complex adaptor activity; protein binding.
GUAGUAGGUACAUAUAGUAGUAUAAUAGUAGUGUGGUGGUGGCCGCCCCCGUCGCCGCCGAGCAGUCGAACCCGAAGCAGCAGAGAGAUAUGUCAGUGAGUAGUAGUACGCGGCUACGUUAGGCUCGCGUGUGCUCUACUACUCUACCUAUACCUACCUCUACCCCCGUCGGAGUAUUGUACCUGUAUACAUCAAUCUGCCCUACACACACACGCACAAUCGCAUGCAGCAAGAGUGUGCGUUAUAAUAAAAGCUCCUAUAUUUAUGCAGUUUGCAGCAUGUGUGCAUCAUGCUCUCGAGUACAGUGCAGUUUUAGAAAUGAGCUGCUUUACUACUACUACUACUAGCAGUGGCACCACCACCACCGCUACCUCUACCAGCACGAGUUGCUGCUGCUGCUGCUGCUACGCGAGGAGUAUAUUAUCGUCGAUCGGCUGUGCACCGGCUGCAUAUAAUUGAUUAACAACAAGCGUGGGGUUUGUUGUUGCUCGUUUCGAGCAACGAGCGAGAGAGCUGCGAGCGAGAGACGACGCUUAUCGAUUGCUCAACUGCCUUUGCACCGUCGUCGUACCGUUGCUUCGUCGUGCUGCCAUGCUCCUCUAAGCUUACUCUCUCUCUCUCUCUCUCUCUCUCUAUUUGCUCUCUCUCGGCUGUGCCUGAUGCUGCUGCUUGACACAUACACACGGAUAUAUACUAUAACAUAGACAUCCUCGCGCGUGCUUUUGCUUCUGCUGCUGCUACUCUGCUGCUGCUGCUGCUGUGCACUUCUGGCGCGCACACACCUACAUACACGGACACAUAAUAUACACACAGAGACGAGAAAGCUCCCUUUUCAUCUCUCACUCUCUCUCGCGGGUUGCAUUCUUCUGACCUCCAUUUAGCAGUAGUAGAAGCAGCAGCAGCAGCAGAGUAGCAGUAGGCAGCUAAUUCUCGGAGAGAGCGAACGAGCUAGUGAGUAAAAGAGAGAGAGAGAGGAGAGAAAAGAGGAGAGGAGAAAAGUGCAUACAUGGAACGCCCAAAGAUCCGAGUGAUUUUUCGGUAACGCUGGAUUCGCUACUGACAAUCGUUGAUCCGAAGCAAUGGACGGGGCGGUCAGCGAGACCGAGCACAUCGAGCGACUGGCCCGAGAGGCGGAGUCCUUGAAGAUUCGCCUCGACGACGAGCGGCAAAAGCUCAACGAUGUCACGCUAUCCGUCGUUGCCGACCGGCUCGAGCCAAUAAGCUGCAUCAAUGUGAAGCCGCGCAGAGUCCUCAAGGGUCACCAAGCCAAAGUCUUGUGCUCGGAUUGGUCGCCCGACAAAAGACACAUCGUCUCAUCCUCCCAGGAUGGCAAAAUGAUCAUCUGGGACGCUUUCACGACGAACAAGGAGCACGCGGUGACCAUGCCCACGACCUGGGUCAUCGCCUGCGCCUACGCGCCGAGCGGCCAGCUCGUCGCCUGCGGUGGCCUCGACAACAAAGUGACCGUCUACCCGCUGAGCCUCGAGGACGACGUCUCGGCGAAAAAGAAGACGGUGGGCACGCACACGUCGUACACGUCCUGCUGCGCCUUCCCCAACAGCGACCAGCAGGUGCUGACGGGCAGCGGCGACUCGACCUGCGCCCUGUGGGACGUCGAGAGCGGCCAGCUGCUGCAGAACUUCCACGGCCACUCGGACUCGGUGAUGUCGAUCGAUCUCGCGCCCAGCGAGACCGGCAACACCUUCGUCUCGGGCAGCUGCGACAAGCUCGUGUUCAUCUGGGACAUGCGCAGCGGCCAGUGCGUGCAGAGCUUCGAGGGCCACGAGUCCGACGUGAACUCGGUGCGCUUCCAUCCGAGCGGCGACGCCGUGGCCACGGGCUCGGACGACGCCACCUGUCGACUCUUCGAUCUCAGGGCCGACAAGGAGGUGGCCUCCUACACCAAGGAGUCCAUCAUCUUCGGGGCCAACGCCGUCGACCUUUCCAUCAGCGGCCGACUGCUCUUCGCCGGCUACAACGAUUACACGGUCAACGUCUGGGACACGCUCAAGUGCCAGCGGGUGGCUCUGCUCUACGGCCACGAGAAUCGGGUCUCGUGUCUGCGCGUCUCGCCGGACGGCACCGCCCUCUCGACGGGCAGCUGGGACACGACGCUGCGCGUCUGGGCUUAGAUCCUUUUUUUACUUUCCUUUUUCUUUCUUUUAGUUUUUGUUUUCAAUUAUAUAUAGAGCGGGCGAGAUUCGAUUAUUUUUCGAGCGCACAAAAAAUGAUGCCCGUGUGACUGGUACUGUAUACCGAGAGCCGUGUGUAAAUGUGUGAGUGUGCGUAUGUGCGCGCGUGCGUGUGCGUGUGUAUGACGACGAUGAGCUUGCAGCAGCGAAAAAAGCUCGCGCGAAGCUGUUUAUCAAGCGUAUGCGUAAAUAUACGCUCGCGUCGAAAGCUUCGAUAUCGUUCGAUAAAAUCCGAUUAAAGGCGUAUCGUUUUUAGCCCCCCCCCAUUCUCUGUAUACGAAUUCGGGAGAGAAAAAAAACUUUUUUUGUUGUUUUCGCCUUUUUUUUUGUCCAACUCGAAUAUCUUCGAUCGCAGUAUAAACACGCCGUUGUACUUAUCCGCUGUAUAUCAGUGUCGUCGGAUUACAUUAUAUACACGUGUACUGCCAGCUAUACUAUGUAUAACUUAACAAAUAUGAUAACGUACUAAAAUAACCAUAUUUCACAUAAUAAUUAUAUAAUAACGAAAAAAAAAAUCAUCAAAAUAAUACAACGCUUGCAUGGGGGGAAAAAAAAUUCGUGACGCUCCAUUGAAAAUAAUAACAUUAUUAUACGCGCGCGCUGCUGUUAUAUGAAUAUAAUCGACGAGAUUAUCGACGAAAGUUUAUGAUCACUUUUUUCUUUAAGUUUAUUCAAAAUUUAUUCAUUGAAAGGAGAGAGAGUUGGAGCGAGAGUUGAGCGAGCACCGAACAAAUCGUAGAAACGUUUUGAUUUCAUUCCAGUGUGCACGAUUAAAACAAAACAUUUUCUACAUUUUGAAAGGUUUUAGCACUUCAACGUGAAAUCAUUCCGAAGCAUGAAUACAUUUAACAAAACAAACACCAUAAUAUUACGAUAAUUGUAAGAAAAAGAAAAAAAAUUCAAAUCUAUUAGAGGACAAAAAAAAUGCAAGUACGAAACUGCACAAAAUAUUCAAAUUCAAAACGCAUCAAGUGAGAUUAAGUAUAACUAAAAUAUUAAUUGUUUAAGAUUUAAUUAUAAGGAAAAUAUAAUGAAUGUAUACAGUGGAUGUGUAUACCUCUGAAACAGAGGAUCAAAAAUAAUCAAUGACAAUUGAAUCUUUUAUGGGAAUACCUUUAAUUGAAAUUUGCCAUUGUCAUAAAUAGAUGCAGAGCGAUUCCGAAUUUUAGAAAUAAAUCGCGAAGAAUUUUUUCGAAAAAUCAGCUGCCGAAAAGAGAACAUAGCGCUCAUUUAUUGCCGCAAUUCAUCCUUAUUAAAUGCCAACGAUUCAAUUUAAAGAUAUUCUCAUGAGAAUAAAAAAGACUCAAGACUGCCGUAUAUGAAGGUCAUUUGUCAUAGAUUAGAAAGAAAAUUCACAAAUUUUAGUCGAUACGUGAAGACGUGUAGAGUAUCACGAGCUAAUAGCAAUUGAGUAUAUCAGAGAUUUAUUCUAAGGAAAAAAUUCUCAAUCGAAAAUAAUAUGUGAUGUUCUAGUCAGGAAAAAAAAAAAUAUUAUUAGGCUGGUCCUAAUUUAUAGGUCUUCUGGACAAUAGGCGCAUUUUUGAAAUGCGCAAUAGAUUGAAAAAAAUAAAUCAGAAUGAUAUAUAUUGUAAUUAUCAUCGGUAUUGCGAUUCAAUGGACACACAAAUUGAAUACGGACUUUAGUUAUUAGCCAUUUUCAGUUGAUAACACAACAUAUGAUUUUUAACGAAUGAAAAGUUGCAAUAUUUUAUGAUUUCCUCGAGUCAUUAUAUUUUUUCAUUUUAAAUACUUAAUUUUCAAAAAUAUUUUUAAAAAAAUGGUGUGUGCAUGCUCAAAGGAUAGUACAGUUUACUGACUGCAACAAUUCAUAAAAACUUAAAUUGUGCUAUCGAUGCGAAUAAAAAAGAACAGAUUUGUAUUGAGAAUAUGGAUUUUACCACGACCUUUUCCCAUUAUAAUUACAAAAACUGCCACAUAAUUUAUGAUAAAAUAGUUUUAAGUAGCGUAGAACAUACGUCACUUAUUGAAUA